Pogona vitticeps (central bearded dragon) is the source of this 1774-nucleotide messenger RNA. NCBI's taxonomy places the organism in Eukaryota, Metazoa, Chordata, Lepidosauria, Squamata, Agamidae. The record is from RefSeq and is a predicted model, not a curated record.
AAGGCGCGGGCGGGAAGACACGCGUGUUAGAAAAGGGAGCCUUUGCUAAAUAAGGGCCCUGAAUCUUAUUGGGAGUCACUGCAGGCUGUAAGGGGUUCCCGAUGCAGCGGACAGUAGCCGUCCUCGGUGGUGGGGUGAGCGGCCUGGCGGCGGCCUUUUACCUCACCCGAAGCCCGCAAGCGCCCAAGGUCAUCCUUGUGGAAAGCAGCAGCCGGUUGGGAGGCUGGAUCAAUUCCACCCGGAAAGAGGACGGGGCCGUGUUCGAACAUGGACCCAGAGGGAUCCGUCCUGCCGGGGCCGUGGGGAAAAAUACUCUUCUUCUGGUUUCAGAUCUUGGACUUGAACGAGAUAUUCUUCCCAUCCCCGGUGAUCACCCAGCUUCCAAGAAUCGCUACCUCUAUCUUCACGGAGCCCUACAUAAGCUGCCUUCAAGCAUCGGCGGCCUCGUUCGGACUGUGCCGCCCUUCUCCCGCCCUCUGAUCUGGUGCGGCCUGAAAGAGCUAAUAACUUCUCGUGGCUCCGAAGAGGACGAGAACAUCCAUGCGUUCGUGCAGCGCCGUUUUGGACAGGAGUUGGCCGACAUUGUGAUCGACAGCCUGUGCCGAGGGGUGUUUGCAGGAGACUGCCGGGCGCUGAGCGUGCGGUCCUGCUUUCCGGCGCUGUUCCAGGCCGAGCAGAAGCAUCGCUCGGUCCUCGUGGGCAUGGCGUUCGGCGGAGAGAAAACCGCGCCGGUGGAUUCGCCGCUCAUCCGUCGGGCCCAGGCGGAGCGCUGGAGCCAGUGGUCUCUGCGGGAGGGCAUGGAGUCGCUUCCCGAAGCUUUGGCGGACGUCUUGAAGCGGCGGGGGGUGGAGAUCCAUUGCGGAGCCCCCGUACGGCGACUGGAGAGGACGGCGUCCGGUUCCUGGCGGAUCACCCUGGAUGAUGGCGGUGUGGAGGCCGAUCACGUCAUUAGCGCUUUGCCAGCCAGAGCGCUGGCCGAGUCGCUCCCCGCCUGGGCCGAGCCGCUAGCCCGGGAGCUGUUAGCCAUCCAAGCCGUUUCGGUGGCGGUGGUGAAUUUACAGUACGAAAACGUGGUGCUCCCUGUUACGGGUUUUGGGCACCUUGUUCCUUCCUUCCAGGACAGCUCCUUGCUGGGCAUUGUUUACGACUCCGUCGCUUUUCCCGAACAGGACGGAUCCGGAAGGGGUGGCGUGCGCCUGACGGUGAUGCUGGGCGGUGCGUGGUUCACACCGGGUCUCGGGGACCCCGACAAAAUCUCCCAUGCGGCUUUGUUGCAGCGCGCCCAGGCUGCCGUCAAGGAACACCUCGGGAUAUUGGCCGAGCCCUUCCGCACUAUUGUCAAGGUUCAAAAAGCCUGCAUCCCGCAAUACACGCUCGGCCACUGGAAACACAUAGAGAAUGCCAAGGCUUUCCUGGAACAGAGAGAGCUGCCUCUGAGCCUAGUAGGGGCUUCCUACGAGGGUGUAUCCGUCAACGAUUGCAUCGCCAAUGCCCGGACGGCGGUGACCAAGCUUCUCGGCCAAGUCUGAGCCUCAGAUUCCCAGACUGGAAAAAAAUAUAUAUAUGGUUCCCUCGGCCGACGAUGGCUCGCUUCCCAUCCGGCUUUCCUUCCAGGACCCUGGGCCAGAAGGGUAUGGCGUCGGGUUUUUCCAGCGAGGAAUCCCCCAACCUCCUGUGGUUUUUAAAAGGUGAAGAGGUGGUUGUAGAAUGGAAAAAAUAUCCUUAAUUUUCCUCCUUUUUCUUGCUUAGAAUGGACGUUUUAAGGGCUGUGAAG